This is a messenger RNA of Macaca mulatta (Rhesus monkey), 5679 nucleotides long. The record is from RefSeq and is a predicted model, not a curated record. NCBI's taxonomy places the organism in Eukaryota, Metazoa, Chordata, Mammalia, Primates, Cercopithecidae.
AACCUCUGAGGUCCCUUUAGCUUUUAUUUAAGUAGCUCCUGUUUCCCAAAAUAAGAGGGCUGGAGCACAGAGGCCAGACCGGCCAACUUAGGGUACAGCACAGGUCGGGGGCAGUCGCCUGAUCUGGAGCGAGAGGUACCCGCAUUCUGCAGGUGCAGGGACUGUGAUCCAGCAUCCCGCCGCCUCCUCGCUCCGGCUCCCAAGAGGGCGGGAACCGCGGCGUUGAAGGGUGCGGGGCUUGGCUUCAGAAACACAGAUCAAGUGUAUUUCAGGCGGCAGACAUCAAUCCAGUUGGGUGCUCACACCUGGCCCGGGGGAGGGGAAACAGCAUCCAUAGGAACCACAGGGCGGAGAGGAGCCCCUCAUUUGGGACGCUAGAGGGCUGCUCCAGCUUGACUAGGUCCCACUGCUUUUCUGUGAUUGCUUCUUUACCCCGCCCAUCAUUCCAGUACUCUAUUCCGAUUGGCUUUUCGGUCUGCCACUAGGUUCCGCCGCGCUGAUCCCCAUUGGCCCCCUCCGGUUGAGGCCCCGCCCAGCGAGCUGGGCACGGGCACUCGGGCGCGGAGGAGACAGAGCCCGGCGCUUGAUCUGGGCUGGGGGGAGGCGGUGGCGGCUGAGGGAAGGAGGAGGACAAGGAGGAGGAACGAGGCCAGCAGGAGGCACCGGCAGCGACGGGGCCGGGGUGAUGUUGCAGGUGCCCGGGGUCGGCGCGGAGCUGCCGGGCUGAGGGACGCCUGGUCCAGGGUCCGCAGCGUCGCCGCGUCGCUCCCGGGCGGGCGGGCGGGAAGAUGCUGAGCAGGUUGAUGAGCGGCAGCAGCAGGAGCCUGGAGCGCGAGUACAGCUGCACCGUGCGGCUGCUGGACGAUAGCGAGUACACCUGCACCAUCCAGAGAGAUGCCAAAGGCCAGUACCUGUUUGACCUUCUUUGCCACCACCUGAACCUACUUGAGAAAGACUAUUUUGGUAUCCGCUUUGUAGACCCAGAUAAGCAGCGGCAUUGGCUGGAAUUUACGAAGUCUGUGGUGAAGCAAUUGAGAUCCCAGCCUCCAUUCACCAUGUGCUUCCGUGUGAAGUUUUAUCCUGCAGACCCUGCUGCUCUGAAAGAAGAAAUAACCAGGUAUUUAGUCUUCCUCCAGAUCAAAAGGGAUCUCUACCACGGCCGUCUCCUCUGUAAAACAUCAGAUGCUGCCUUGUUAGCAGCUUACAUCCUUCAAGCGGAGAUUGGGGAUUAUGACUCAGGGAAACACCCUGAAGGCUACAGCUCCAAGUUCCAGUUUUUCCCUAAACAUUCAGAGAAGCUGGAAAGGAAAAUUGCCGAGAUUCACAAGACAGAACUCAGUGGUCAGACACCAGCAACAUCAGAGCUGAACUUCUUAAGAAAAGCACAGACAUUGGAAACAUAUGGAGUGGAUCCUCACCCAUGUAAGGACGUGUCAGGAAAUGCUGCAUUUCUGGCCUUCACUCCUUUUGGGUUUGUUGUUCUUCAAGGAAACAAGAGGGUCCACUUCAUUAAAUGUAUCCUGUUUGCCUCUUUUACUGCAGCCAUUCACUGGGCUGGUGGCUUCAAGGAUUUUUCUACAAUAACCCCUAAGCCCCUUUCCUGGAAUGAGGUGACCAAGCUGAAAUUUGAAGGAAAGACUUUCUAUUUAUACGUAAGUCAGAAAGAGGAAAAGAAGAUUAUUCUUACAUAUUUUGCUCCAACUCCUGAAGCAUGUAAGCACCUCUGGAAAUGUGGAAUCGAGAACCAAGCCUUCUACAAGCUGGAGAAGUCAAGCCAAGUCCGCACAGUGUCCAGCAGCAAUUUAUUCUUUAAAGGGAGCCGGUUCCGAUACAGCGGCCGAGUUGCAAAGGAAGUCAUGGAGUCAAGUGCUAAGAUCAAACGGGAGCCACCGGAAAUACACAGAGCAGGGAUGGUUCCCAGCCGGAGCUGUCCCUCCAUAACCCAUGGCCCAAGGCUGAGCAGCGUCCCCAGGACCCGCAGGAGAGCUGUUCACAUCUCCAUCAUGGAAGGCCUAGAGUCCCUACGGGACAGUGCCCAUUCCACGCCAGUGCGUUCCUCUUCCCAUGGGGACACCUUCCUGCCUCACGUGAGAAGCAGCCGGACAGAUAGCAAUGAGCGAGUAGCUGUGAUUGCAGACGAGGCCUACAGCCCUGCAGACAGCGUGCUGCCCACCCCUGUGGCUGAGCACAGCCUGGAGCUGAUGUUGCUUUCCCGGCAGAUCAAUGGAGCCACCUGCAGCAUCGAGGAGGAGAAGGAAUCUGAAGCCAGCACCCCAACUGCUACAGAGGUGGAGGCCCUUGGGGGAGAGCUGAGGGCCCUGUGUCAGGGGCACGGCGGGCCCGAGGAGGAACAGGUGAAUAAGUUUGUUCUAAGUGUCCUCCGUUUGCUCCUUGUGACCAUGGGACUCCUCUUUGUUUUGCUCCUCCUCCUGAUCAUCCUUACCGAGUCUGACCUUGACAUUGCCUUUUUCCGCGAUAUCCGCCAGACCCCCGAGUUUGAACAAUUCCACUAUCAAUACUUUUGUCCCCUCAGGCGAUGGUUUGCCUGCAAAAUCCGCUCAGUGGUGAGCCUGCUCAUUGACACCUGAGAAGGCAUGACUCCUCCCAAAAACUAGCCAGGUGGACCAAGGAGCCCGGCUACCCAUUCCCAGCAAUGGGACCCAUCGCGGAACCAUCGGCACAUAUACCAAGUCCUCCUCUCAUGACUCAAAGUCCACUGCAGCCUAGGAGGGUGUUUCCCAGAAGAAGAAAGGGAUAGGCUCACGCCCUGUCUAAACAAACUGGGAAAACUCAUUUUCUUCAGAAGUUAUUUCAAGAAAGGCUCAGCGACUCUGUUUCUCAUCUUUCCAAUUUGCAGGAUAAUUUUUGGUUUAUGAAUUUUGAUUUUUCAUAGAUGUGUAUUAUUUUGAAGUAUCAAAUAAAAAUAAUUUAUUUUACUAUUACUGAUUAUUGCAGUAGUGUCACCUAGCAGAGGGGACACUAGUUGAAGACUAGAGAGCUGCUGUCCUCUGUAUUCUGCAGGAGCUUUCCUGCUGGUGCCACUGGGUUCCAGUAGAUUAGUCACUGCAGCCUCAGCAGGGCAGGCCAGGGAUCUGGACAAUGAGGACUGUUUAGUUUUUUUUGCCAGACAGAACUUUUAAAAAGGUAAACAUCCAUGUAGAAUGAUUAAAUGGAAAGUUGCUUCUUAUGAUGGUCUGAGUUGGAUUUUCUUUUCCUUUUGUUUUUUCAAAUCUGAGCAGAGUGGGCAUCUGAAGGGACCACCGCUACAGCAGCAGCAGCAGCAGGGGUGGGGUAAGUCUGUCCCCUUAGUCUAGAGCCUAGUGGGCAUCACCACAGUUUUGUAUAAUGAAACUAGACUUAACGUGAUUUUUUUUUCUGAAGAACCUCAAGACUUUUAUAGUGCUCCAGGGGCGUUAAAUGAAUUCAGUGGUGCCAGAGAGAGUUCUGUCAGAAAUGUUGGACGAAGUGUGGUUAAGAGAAAGAGUUAAGUUACCUGAGAGACUGUUGAGAUUUGGAGAGCAGUCCUUAUUUUAUAUACACCCCCCGACCCAAAGACUAUUUCAAUUUAUAUUUUAACAACAAAAUGUUAUUUUCUUAACAAUUCAUAUUUUGUUUUUACUUUAUGGAUUAAGAAAAUAGACCCUGAUGAACUAAACGAUGCAAGAAAGAAACUGAUCCUGAGAAUGAAAAGCUUCAGAAAAUAGAAUUCCAAGAUCAACAGCCUUAGAAGGGCUAAGGAAAAGAAUCUUUUAAAAUAGGAUUUCUAAGAGAUGCCUACAAAACACAGAAGGUGACCGUAGCAGAGACCAACACUUAGAUGUAGAAAUGCUGCCCCCUAGGGUCAUCCUCUGCAUAAGUUCUAGGAAAGCAUCACCAUCCUUGCAGAGGGAAGUCCUGGAAGCACACAGAAGCACAGGCAUAGGAAGGGUGAGUGUGGGGUCCUAGGCCCAAGCUCUUCAACUCUAAAACCAAUCACACACAAGAUCCUGUUUUCAUCUCAGGGAGAGAUUUCUAAGUCAUCUGGGGCUUGAGGGCUUAUUUAAGGAUGGUCAAUGGACAUAUUCCUGGACCCACACAAAAGUAGAGCAGCUGCUGAUUCCCUAAUUGGACAGCCCCAAACACAGAACAGAAUGAGUCACUUGUAGAUUUGACCUCCCCUAUUUUGUCCCCUGAGAUGGUAGAACCAUGUCCAUGUUUAGAAUACAACAACUGUGGAAUAAUCGGGGCUCUUAGGGAGAGAUUUGCAUAAUUUUAAAGACAUCCUUUCAUCUGGACCAGAGGUCAAUAAACUUCUGUAAAAUGCUACACAGUAAUUAUUUUGGCUUAGCACGCCUUGCUCUGUCACAACCACUCAAGUCUGCCAUCACAGCACAAAAACAGCCAUAAUUUGUAAAUGAAGGAACAUGGCUGUGUUCCAAUAAAACUUUAUGAAAACAGUGAGCUGAAUUUGGCCUACAGGCCAUAAUAUGCCAAUCCUGAUCUAGACAGUAAAACUGAUCCUUACCAAUAUGUUAGCAGAAGAGGGUCAGUCAGCUCUGUUUCCAUGCCUGACAUGUAUUAAAGAUCUGGGACCUCUUCCCAGUGGAGGCACCAGGGUUGCUUGUUUAAAGGGUGCUUGAACAACUAACCAGCAAAAAGAUGUCUGAUGCCAAAUGGCCAAGUACUGGAAUGCUAAAACACAGCUGGAAUCUAAGAAGGGAAGAGGGCCUCUCUGACCAUUUUCAUACCAGCAACAAUUUAGGCAGAAUUAUAAACAUCUGUUUAUCGAGUGACAAUAUAAACCGAAAGAGAUCCUAGUAGAGAUUAGGGGUCAGUUAAAACCAACUAGCCACUGCCACUUGUCAUCUACAUAGCAAAGGCUUUAUUUAGCACAGGACUAAUGUGAAAAGUAGACCCAGAGAUUAAAAGGCUGUCAGGAGACAGGGGGCUGGUGUCAACCUGGAUAUCUACUGUCUUAUGCAACAUAGAAGAUUACCUUUUAGUGUAGUGCUCCUACCUCAGUUUGUAGAAUCUGGUGUUUCUAUGCAGUGAGUGAUAGCCUCAACUCCGACCUUUCAUAUUCACAUUAGAGACAGAUGCAAUUCCAUAUCCUAGUAUGUUCCUUGUGUCUAGAGUUCUAACAGUACAGUAGUCUAUGCCAUUUCUAACAGCUAAAUUUUGCUCUCUAAACAGAAACUUUAGGGUUGUUUUUUUCCAGGGCUCAUCCCAGAAAAUAUGGAUAGAAAAGUUUCCUUCAGUUUGCUUUUCAAAUAGUGCUUGAAUAAUAAACCUCCUUUGGUGAUUAGUCUUUUUUGGUAUAUCUCCACCAUUAAAAAUUGUUCAAGUUUUUAACCUGGUUAUACUGUGUUCUAACAUGUCUCAUUUUCUCUCAAAAUUAUUUUAUCUCAUUGUAGAAAAAGCACUGGUUUUCAUAGCUUCAUCUAUCAGAGGAAAUAAAACUCUUACUAAAGAAUAGUGUACUGCAUCUUUAAGCAGUAGAGGGUAAACUACCUGCAAAUGUGAAUUUCUUAGUUUCAUUUAAAAUAUAUAUAGUUGUUAACCUUCCGUGUGCCAAAAACUCUUAAGUUACAUUUUCCUUCAAAGCAAUGUACUUUUUUCUACAUAUGCAGUAUGUAGUUAGCAUAAAAUCAUUGGUGCCAUGAAGAUUAUUUUUAAACUUAAAUAAAUAUUUAAAUAUCA